This is a messenger RNA of Lampris incognitus (smalleye Pacific opah), 2269 nucleotides long. It is a transcript of the gene gskip, whose product is annotated as gsk3b interacting protein. The transcript has 3 exons. Lineage: Eukaryota; Metazoa; Chordata; Actinopteri; Lampriformes; Lampridae. Bases 284 to 685 code for a protein of 133 amino acids. Gene Ontology annotation, cellular component: cytoplasm. Gene Ontology annotation, biological process: regulation of canonical Wnt signaling pathway. Gene Ontology annotation, molecular function: protein kinase A binding; kinase regulator activity. The record is from RefSeq and is a predicted model, not a curated record.
UACAGAGGUUUCCUGCACGCCAACAUAAUUGCCCCGUGCUGUUGUGUUUUACGGAGCCGCUCUCAAAACUUAACUCUACCUUCUUCAUUGAGAAACCUUGGGACAGGCAGGAAUCUGACACAAACCGGAAGUACACCGCCAGUAAGGACGCGAGAGGAAAAACAAACGCAGCAAGUUAGAAAAUCAGGUGUAAAAAAUUUAUUUUGUUACACAUUAUGUGAAUAAGCCAUACACCGUCGUUCCCAGUGCUACGUGUUUUACCGAGCAGUACUACAAUCAGGGGAUGGAGAUACACUGCCAGCCAGAAGACUCUAUGGUCACCUCAUUUGAUGAAGAUUGCGUUGAACUUGGAGAUGUCAAAGACAUGAGAUUGGAGGCAGAAGCAGUGGUUAAUGAUGUACUUUUCGCUGUUGCUGAGAUGCAUGUGUCACAAAGUCUCGACAGUGCAUUGGAUGUCGCCUACAUAAAUGUGGAAACAAGAGAGAGCAAUCGCUACUGCCUUGAGCUCACAGAGGCAGGGCUUAGGGUGGUGGGAUAUGCCUUUGAUCAGGUGAAUGAAGAGUUGAGCUCCCAGUAUCAUGAGACUGUUUACUCACUCCUGGACACCCUGAGUCCGGGGUAUAGAGAGGCCUUUGGGAAUGCUUUGCUCCAGCGGUUGGAGAGGUUAAAACAAAAUGGACAAUGAAGAGAUGUGAUGCUGCAAAAGGUGUAGAAACAAAGCCGGGAUUGAUGAUGGGAUUGUAUUUAGAUGAGCCAAUUGCAUCUUAAUCUUAUCAAGUCUUGUCCACCUGCCCAACUACCACGACAGUUCAGUGGUACCUUGCUCUGUCACCCUUGUUUGGUUGUGAUUUUUCUGUUCUCUGUAUGAUUUCAUGACAAUUAUUUUAGAUUGAUCACCAGGGAUUGGCUAUUUGGAUCUGCUGCAUCAUUGCUGUAAUGACCGGUUUUAAACUUUAGAGAGAUCUUCCUGCUAAUACAUAUGUCACAGACUGUGGCUAGAAAUGUUCUGUAAUGGUUUACCUUUUGUACGCUGUACUGAUUUUAAUGAGAAAGGUCAGUUAAUUUUUUCCCCGGAGAAUCCUGCUUUACCUCUGCUUUACUGAUUGCACUAAAUUUGUCACAUGAGUAAUAUGCGCUCUGUUGUCAUGUACCCAUUAGUGUACUAGUAAAAAAAAAAAAAAUCAGCAGGUGUCUUACCAAGAGCCAAAGAUGGAGACGAGUUGAUUUUGUAGGUUCCUAGUCAAACCCACUAUUUUUAGACAUAAUUCACAUUGCCUUAAAUAUGAACAUGUUAUGCCGUUUGGUUGUAAGUAGUACAAAAGCUAAUUUUUAUUCAACAUGUACUUAGAGGGACCUUAACGUUUUAUUUCAUUUAGUCUCAUUACGAACAAUUACCCAAACAAAAUUCAAGUUGUGUCCCACGAACUCUUGACCUUCUGCUCAUACCCAUGGUUUAGGCCAGUGGUUUUUGGACCAGUCCUUGGGGACUCAGUACUGCUCGUUUUCUACUCUGCCAGGUAGUCUAUUUUUUACUUUUUUCAGAUAUUCCAGCCAACCAAAUGGGUUUUUAGAUCUGGAACAACAGGUGUAUGUGAUUAACUACCUAGCAGAAUAGAAAACCAACAUUACUGUGCUUCAAAAACCACUGGUUUAAGCCUUGUUAGGGUUCAGGUCAACAUGUUUUAAAAUUAUCACUAAUAACCAUACAUUAUUGAGAUGAAGUUGGUAUUUUUAAAUACAUUUUAAACUGUAUUGCUAGAAAAUCCAAGGUGGCCUAGGUCAACAUAACAGGCCAACAGUACAUCCAUUGCCAAUUAGUGAGCAGAACUUGAGGGUUAUGCUUGUGCACAGUUCUUGAGGGGUUGGCAGUUUCCAAUAUAGGCCGAGUUAAAGGGAGGCAGCCCAGCCCCCUUUAAAGUGGCCUGGGCACCACCUUUCAAACUUUGCCUGUCAAAGAAAUAAUGAAACUCAUUGUAGAGGUUUAAGGCAUUCCAUUUGAGUUGGUCUUAAACAGUUCAUUGUCAGAAAGCACAGGAUAUAUUUGAAAUCCAUGGAGUCCCAAGAGCCACUUUUCUAAUGGUCAACUUUGUUGGCACUUGUGACCUGCUCACAAGUUUCGUCGUGUUAUGAAAUGAAUUUUGCAGAAGAAAAAAAAAAGAUAUUGCAUUUAUCCAGCUAUCAUUUGUACCAUUUCUUUGCUGUUGACCUUUGCUCAGACCAAUAAAUUAUCAAAACUACAUGUUACCAUUAUGUUGCAUUUAAGGGAGGA